GCAGUGUGCCCUAUAUAUAUCAUCUUCUUUGUUCCACUUCUGAUUUAGGGUUUACCGCCGAUAAAUCUCAAUUUCAAGAUGGACAAAAGUAUGAUUGCUAAUAUGGAAUCUAAUCCGGAAGCAGAUCAAAGAAUGGCUAUCAUGAUCGAUCAGCUCCAGAUCCGUGACAGCUUGAGAAUGUAUAAUAACCUGGUGGAGAGAUGCUUUCAUGAUUGCGUUGAUACGUUUAAGCAUAAAUCCCUGCAAAAGCAAGAGGAAACUUGUGUUCGAAGAUGUGCAGAGAAAUUUUUGAAGCAUUCUAUGCGUGUUGGAAUGAGGUUUGCUGAGCUCAACCAAGGAGCUGCAACUCAAGAUUGAAUGAAGUCUAUUAACAUUGGAAGACUGUUUUUUUUAUUUUUAUUUUAACAUGAAUACAAUUUUGUUUAAUUAUACUUUUAUUAUUUAAAAGUGAGACACUAUAGGAUGUGUAUUUCUACAUUACUAUAAUUGCACAAAUUGAUGCUAAAAGCUAAAUAAAUUACUGAGCUUAAACAAAA
This is a messenger RNA of Trifolium pratense (red clover), 536 nucleotides long. Its product is annotated as mitochondrial import inner membrane translocase subunit Tim9-like. The record is from RefSeq and is a predicted model, not a curated record. The transcript is spliced from 2 exons. Bases 79 to 357 code for a protein of 92 amino acids. NCBI's taxonomy places the organism in Eukaryota, Viridiplantae, Streptophyta, Magnoliopsida, Fabales, Fabaceae.